Messenger RNA from Drosophila erecta, 1217 nucleotides. It is a transcript of the gene Cpr31A, whose product is annotated as cuticle protein 19.8. Lineage: Eukaryota; Metazoa; Arthropoda; Insecta; Diptera; Drosophilidae. Gene Ontology annotation, cellular component: extracellular matrix. The record is from RefSeq and is a predicted model, not a curated record. The transcript is spliced from 2 exons. The coding region runs from base 143 to 1159 and encodes 338 amino acids.
GCGGUCGACAUCAUUAAGUCAACGCCUCUGCAAGAGUCGGACGGAUAUAUAGUCGUCAGCCAGAAAGUCUUCGCAUCCUGUGCGGCACGUGCCAACUUAUCCUCGAGCAAACCCAGUCCAGUCCAAAGGAAGUGAUUCCACAAUGGCAGGCAAACUCCUGACUGUUUUCUCCCUUCUGGCCAUCACUGCAUCCUGUCGCGCAGGAUUCGCGGCCACCUAUGCCGGCUACCAUCCUGCCUAUGCCACCUACCAGGCUCCAGCUGCCGUCUACCAUGCGGCUCCGGUGGCCCAGGCUGCUGUCUACCACCAGGCGGCUCCAGUUUUCGCAAAGACCUUUGUGCCCGCUGCUCCUGUGUACACCAGAUCCUAUGCCUUGCCCACGCCAGUGGUGAAGGCGGUGGCUCCUGCUCCUCUCGCUCUGCCCGUCGCUGCUCCGGUGGUGAAGACCCUGGCUGCUGCUCCCGUGGUCGCUGCUCCAGUGGUGAAGACUGUGGCUGCUGCCCCCGCGGUUCUGAAGCAGGUGGAGUUGGAGUCCUCUCCGCGCUACGACUUCUCAUACGGCGUCCACGACAGCAUCACCGGGGACAUUAAGAGCCAGGUCGAGUCCCGGGACGGCGGCAAUGUGGUGGGAUCCUACUCCGUCCUGGAUGCCGAUGGUUUCAAGCGCACAGUGACCUACACCGCCGAUGACAUCAACGGAUUCAAUGCGGUGGUGCAGCGGGAACCGGUCGUGGCUGCCCGUGCCGUGGCUGCUCCAGUGGUUUCCGUGGCAUCUCCAGCUCCAGUUCCCGUCCAGGUCUCCGCUCCCGUGGCCUCGCUGCCCGCUCCCAUCUACUAUCCCCACCAGCAGGUGUUCGCUCCACAGCAGAUUCAACAGGUUGCCCAGCAGCAGGGUGAGGUGGUGGAGGCUCCUGUGGCCCAACAGCCCGAGCUGGAACCCACUCCCAUUGACUACAACGAGGGUCAGCAGCAGCAGCAGCAGGAGCAGCAGCAAUCGUAUCCCCAGGAUCAGCAGUUCCCGCCCUACUCUCCAGCUGGCCAAUCCUCUCCAGCUCCCGACAGCGAUGAUUCCGAUGUGGUGGAGGCACGAUCUGCCCCUGAGGCCAGCAGCACCACCACUGCUGCUCCAGUGACUGAGGAGAACAAGAAGACGGCCUAAAUUGGACUAUGAACGGAAAUAUUGAAAAAAUUAAUAAAAUACUUCGAGAAUACUAAAA